Molecule: messenger RNA, 2594 nt
Organism: Anopheles aquasalis
Lineage: Eukaryota; Metazoa; Arthropoda; Insecta; Diptera; Culicidae
Gene: Syt14
Product: Synaptotagmin 14
Molecular function (GO): phospholipid binding
Source: RefSeq, a predicted model, not a curated record
GGAAAGGAUAAAUAGUUUACGUUUGUUCAAAGGCAAGCGUUUCAAAAAGGUGACAAGAAAUAAAUGUCCGAUUACCAUAGUGGUUUGAAAUGAUAGGCUUUUACAUCAUGAGGUUUAAGUAAAAUUGUUGAACAUCCUUGAAAAAAAAUGCAAUAUUGAGAUAAAAUUGUUGAACUAUACGUGGAUGCGGUUCCUUUGUAUGAAUGGUUUGAUUACGCAAAAUCUAAAUGUUUAAAAUGAAAGUAUCAUACGAUUUAAAACCAAGCAUAUACACAAUGUGCAAAUGUUAGUUUCAUAAGUAGGAUAUAGUGUAGCUGCAACACCUAAACAUGACUUCAUCACACGUGGAGGUAACCACAGUUUUAGGAAUAGGAUUUGGGUUUAUUGCUCUAGUGUUUGUUUUAUUCUUGUAUGUGAGCAAAAUAAGAUGUUUUAGUACAUCAUCUUCAUUUUUGCCAUUUGAAGACCACCUUAUUCCAGAAAGCACAUACCAUCGUAUUCGGAGCAGGUUUGCAUACGAUGGGCAUAAUAGUUCAGAUUCUGAAGACGAAACAAUUCGACGGUUGCAACUACAGUCAUGCGACAAAAUGCUUAAUAGAUCGUCUUACAAUCAAAAUAAUGGCACUAAAGAUGAUCCUAUUAGCCAUUUCAAUAAUAUUCAUAAAAUAUUAUCUUGUAAGAACGGUUCUUCGACAGAUCCAUUGGCAAUGGCGGAAGGUGGAAAGGUGGGAAUAACUAAUUCUUGCAAUGAUUCAAGCUAUUCUGAAGCAACUUUAGCUGCACCAAUUAAAAUAUCAUUAGAUGCUCAGAAAAACACCCUUUCAUAUGCCGCAAUAUUACCAUACGCCAACAAUACGGAGUGUAAAACUAAAACCAAACUAUUGCUGCCUGAACUGACCAAGGAAAAUGAUGAACGAGCCUUGCGCUGGCAGCUGAAAAGUACAUCUAAUGCAUCUAUUUUAAAAGAGAGCAUCAGCGGGGAAAAUGAUUCGCAUCCCGAAAUAAUAAAUCGGAAGAAUAAAAUGUGUGUUGAAGAAGCUACCAACGAUCUAACUGCAGCUAAUUGUGAGCAUGCAUCAGUGCAAGAGCAUAAUAGCUUAGAUGAAGAUAGCAGUAUUAACAAUGAUUGCAUUCUCGUCUUAUCGCAAGAGCGGUUGUACGACACAAGCGACAUAAAGUCAGUUAAAUCGGAUUUAGAUAAUACUGCCAAUGUCCUCGAAAGUACGUUACCAACAACUAACUCCAACGGAUGUUUAGAGAUCGCGUUGCUAUAUGACGCCCCGAUGCGCAAAAUGACUGUACAUGUGCUACAGGCAAAAGGGAUUGCAAGCAGAAGUGAUAAAGGACAAUUAACUCACACACAAGUCCGUUUUUUAAUGUUACCAUCUAAAAAGCAAAAGCACAAAACAAAGAUCCGCUCUGGAGAAAAUCCACAGUUCAUGGAAAGUUUUCUAUUGCAUAGAGUCAAUCCCGAGGAAGUAAACUCAAUGGGUUUGCGUAUUCGGGUGUAUGGAUGUGAACGGAUGCGCAGGGAACGGCUUAUUGGAGAAACCAUCGUAAGCUUUGCAAACAUAGAUUUAGAGCUCGAGACCAACUUAUGGCUUCAUUUAGAACCGCGUGGUUCAAGCACGGACACAACAUCAACGAGUGACUUGUUGAGCAUUACUAGAUCCGAUAGUACAGGUUCCACCUCUUCAAUGCAGCAUGGUGGCGUACCUGAAUUAUUGCUUGGGCUAGGAUACAAUGGAAUUACCGGGAGACUAACAGUUGAAAUCGUGAAAGGUAGUUAUUUCAGAAAUCAUUAUCUAUCGAAAGUACCAGAUACCUACGUCAAAAUGUGUUUGGUUAGUAGUAUGGGCCACGAAAUAGCACGGGCUAAGACAUCAACACGCCGAGGACAACCAAAUCCAUUGUUCAAGGAAACAUUCAUUUUUCAGGUCGCUUUGUUUCAACUCAAUGAUGUUACAUUAAUUAUUUCAGUCUACGCCAAACGUAAUAUGAAACGUAACGAAAUGGUGGGUUGGUUUAGUAUGGGUUUGAACUCAAGUGGACCUGAAGAGAUGACUCAUUGGAACGAAGUGCGUGAAACUUGUUCACGAUCGGAAUUGAUUACACGUUGGCACGUUUUGGUUGAUUCAUGAUUUUAAAUUCUAAAUUGAUAAAAAGGCUUUGAAAAAUAGUCUCAUUCGAAACCGUUAAUAUGAUAAAUUAACAAAGUAGAAAAUGAUAUAUUUUCACAAUCUUUCAAAUAUUGGUGUAUCCCUCACUAUUCGAUUUCAACAUCACAGAGGAUUGUUUAAGUUUCAAAUAAAGUGUAAGGCUGGAGAAACAAAUUACUUGUCAAUUUUAAGUAAUAUAUCAUUAAAAAAGCUCUACUUCUGAAUGAAUUAAGAUUAAUUGUUUUGGUCAAUUGCUUUCAGAGGCACUUUUAUUUUUUACCACUGCGUUCCGCAAUAUUUACCUUAAAACUAUAUCCAGAAACAAUCAAGUGAUUUAAAAAAUAAACCAAGUGUAUCAUAUCUUUCAACCUAUCCACGACUUAGGUGAUCUUAUAUGACUACUAGCUUGACCCCGCGUGCGUCGCUACGCGUGAA